Molecule: messenger RNA, 9241 nt
Organism: Petromyzon marinus (sea lamprey)
Lineage: Eukaryota; Metazoa; Chordata; Hyperoartia; Petromyzontiformes; Petromyzontidae
Gene: GAPVD1
Product: GTPase activating protein and VPS9 domains 1
Biological process (GO): vesicle-mediated transport; regulation of GTPase activity
Cellular component (GO): cytosol; endocytic vesicle
Molecular function (GO): small GTPase binding; guanyl-nucleotide exchange factor activity
Source: RefSeq, a predicted model, not a curated record
GCGUCGACCAAUCGAGGAGGCUCCCGAAUUGGCGAGCGGGCCCGCCUGUGCGCGCUAGGGAUUUCAAUGGGCACAGUCGAGGCGCGUCUCUCGCGUGGCAUGAAAACAACUGCGUGCUAACGACAGUCGGACGCCGCGUCUCGCAGUCUCUGUUAUUUGCCCCGCCAAGCGAAACUCGAAGCUACGAGCGAGCAGGGCGGGGCCCGGCUGGCCAUGAUGAAGCCGGACAUCAGCACACUGUCGCAGCAGCUGAAGCAGGAGCGCCUCUACGUAAGCUCUGAGCGGCAGAUCCUGCAGCGUCUCAAUGCCGACGUUCUCAAGACUGCCGAGCGCCUCUACCACACGGCGUGGAUCGGCAAGCAGCAGCGGAUCAACCUCGACCGCCUCAUCCUCACCAGUGUGGAUGCGUCUCCGACUGAGUGCUGCCAGCGUGCCAAGGUGCUGGAGGACACGCAAUUUGUGGAGGGCUACCGGCGGCUGGGCUCGCACGAGGGGAUGUACGGCGAGCUAGUGGCGCGUCUGCGCGAGGCCCCGCGCCUCGUCGCCUCGUGCCUCGUGUGCGGCGAGCGGCUCGGCCUAGAGGGCACCACGACGGUGCUGCAGGUUGUGUACACCGCACUCUAUGGCAACGGCAUCACCCCGCAGGACGAGGCCUACCUGCUGCAGGUCCUGCGCUACCUCAUGGAGUUCUCGCUCAAGCAGAGCGACUCCCCGCGCCGCCUCCUCCGUCGUGCCACCUGCUCCUUCAGCCUGCUCUUCCGCCUGCUCUCGGAUGGCCUGGCCGCCGCCAAGAUCUUCCUGACGGCGGCGCUGCGCGAGCCCAUCCUGCGUUUGCUCGUCGAAGACCAAGACCGGCUCGAGACAGACCCGGCCAAGCUUCUCGACCGCCUCGAGAUCCACACGCAGGAGCGCCUGUUUGGCCCGCGCGGCACUGACGAGUUCCGGGCGCGCGUGCUGGAGGCCGUGGAGGUGAACGUGACGCGGCUGGUGGCGCUGGUGAACCGUUUUGCAUCCAGCCUGCGCCGCAGCACGCACUGCUUCCCCACCGUGCUGCGCUGGGUCGCCUCGCAGGCGUACGUGACGCUGGCACGCGCGGAAGGCCUGAGCCCCGGUGAGGCUCGGGCUGUGUGCACGGACCUGCUGCUCGCCUGCUUCAUCUGUCCGGCCCUGGUGAACCCCGAGCAGUACGGCGUCAUCACCGAUGCCCCCAUCAACGAGGUGGCCCGAUUCAACCUCAUGCAGGUGGGGCAGGCAUUGCAGCAGCUGGCCAUGCUGGGCUGUGAGGAAAGCGACUCGCGCAUGAAGAACAUCGUCAGCAGGUUUGACCGGAGCUGUGUGUCGUCCUUCGUGGACGUGAUCAUUGGAGCGCGGGUGCUGGAAUCUCCUCCGCUGUCCAGCUACAACCUCAUGGAGGGUCUGAGCAGGACCACAGUGUUCAUCACAGCGGAGCAGCUGCAGGGCAUGAUCGGCUUCCUGCACGCCGUGCUGGCCGCUAACUCGCUGGCGGACGACGACCGCUCGUGGCUGGAGAGCCUGCUCGCGCGCCUCCCUUCCCAACCGCCACUUGGCGCCGGCGGAGGCACCACCAGCAGCGGCAGCAGCCAUGCCCUGUGCAGCCAGGGGUGCACACCGUCUGCCACGCCGCACGUCUCGCCCGCCACCACGCCCUCCAGCAAGAAGAACCUGCUGCAGAUCGCCGCUGGCCGCAGUCUUGGCCGGCUGUCCGUCGCGGGGGGCCAGCAGCCCCAGGACUGCGACGGCGACGCGGCGUCCGGUGACGGCUACCCCGAGGAGGUCCCGGAGGAGGUGCUCGUGCUCUCGCUGGGCGCCAGUUGUUCGGACGUGCUGCCCGGCCUCAUGUCAGAAAAUGAGGUGCUGUCCCUGCAGGUGGUUGGCGGGAGCCAGGGGGACGGCGGAGGGGACGAGGGUAAACUGGAAGCCGAGGGCAAACCCGACAAGACUCUGCGCUUCUCGCUGUGCUCCGACAACCUGGAGGGCGUCUCCGAAGCAGGCCUUAACUCGGGCGUGUUCGCGUGCGCAUACCCGGACCCCUCAGGGCCGUCGAACCGCUCCAACUCGGUGUCGUCUCUCGACCUGGAGGCCGAGUCCGUGUCAGAGCUGGGAGCCGGCGCCUCCGCCAACAGCGACGCGGCUGCUCUGCAUCUCCUCGAGCAUGAGCAAGCCACGACGCAGGAUAACCUGGAUGACAAGUUGCGCAAGUUUGAGAUCCGCGACAUGAUGGGGCUCGGAGAUGACCGCGACAUCUCGGAGACGGUGAGCGAGACGUGGAGCACCGACGUCGUGGGCAGCGACUUCGACCCGAACCCGGACGAGGAUCGGCUCCAGGAGAUCGCCGGCACAGCGGCGGACAGCAUGCUCGGGAACCUGCUGGGGCUGCCCGGUUCGGGGCUGCUGGAGCGCUGCACGGGAUCCGCCAUGUCGGAGACGACCAGCGAGGCGUGGAGCGUCGAGGUGCUCGCCAGCGACUCGGAGGUGACAGAGCUGAAGCAGGAGGAGCGGUUGCAGGAGCUGGAGAGCUGUUCUGGCCUGGGCUCGGUGUCAGACGACACGGAUGUGCGGGAGGUCAGCUCCAGGCCCAGCACUCCUGGCCUCAGCGUCGUCUCGGGCAUCAGUGCCACCUCGGAGGACAACCCCAACAAGACGGAGGACCUGCGCUCGGAGUGCGACUCGGACUUCGGGGGAAAAGACUCCAUGACGAGCCCCGAGACCGAGGAGGCUGGGCGCGGUCCUCAGCAGCUGACCUCCUCUUCAUCCCAAAUCGAGUCCAUCCUCUCCAUAUUUGAUCCGCUCAACCUGGCAGACGGACCACCCGUGGUGCGGCCCAGGAUCCAGGUGUCGCGCCCGGAGCACUCAUCCCCGUCCGAGCCAUUCCUCACGGAUGCAGCCGGCAAUGCCGGCGGGGGGGACGGGCAGCCCGGGCACGGGGGACAGCACCCGACUGCGCCCGGUGGUUUCUGCGACGCUCCUUCCGCCACUGCCUCUGGUGGGGCACCGGGCGCUUACGGUGGCUUCGUGCCACCACCACUGCCGCCACUGCAACCGUCGCAGCAGGUGCAGCAGCAGCAGCAGCAGCAACAACAGCAGCAGCAACAACAACAACAGCAACAGCCCUACCAGUUCACGCCAUCGCAGGUGCACUUCUCCCCCCAGCUGCACGGUGGCUCGGGACAGACGCAAGUUCACUUCCAGACGCAGCAUCACCAGCAGGGCGACGGGGAUGCGGCUGCAGCUGCGCAGGCGGCGAUGCCUCACCCCGCGGCGCCAUCACCACCCCAGCAUCACCAUCACCACUACCAACAGCAACAGCAGGCGGCGGUGGUUGCGGCGCAAAGGCCAUUUGGGUGGAAGUCGGCGUUCGAGCGGCCGCAGACCGUGCGGGAACGCUUCACGCAGUUCGUGCGGCCGCGCAGCUCGGAGGGGACAGGCGGGCCUCCUGGCCGGGACGGCUACCCGCGGAGCACGACAGGUCUGGGAGCGCCUCUGGGCCAGGGAUUGGCCAGCGCGGCCCGGAGGGGCCCGGGUGGCGAGGACGCGGUUGGGCCCUCCCUGAGUUGGUCGCGAAGGCCCGUCAACUCGGAGGAGAGCUCCCUUCACCACGCCUGGACCAAGCGCACCACUUUCGCCGGCGAUGAAGCCAUGCUGGCUGCCUCUUCCUCGAACUGGGGCAUCCGCCGUGGCGGUGGCGGCGGCGGCGGUGGAGCGAGCGGCGGCGGCGGUGGCCGGGAAGAGCUGGGUCGAGAGCUCCCUCUCGGCUCCGAGGCUCGCAACAGCGUGGCCGAGCCGUCCGGCCCGGGCGUCGGCUCUGCGUCCGGUUUGUCGUCCGGGUCAGCGGGCACGGGAGGUCACAUGGCCGGCUUGUUGCCCUCCGAGUCGCCGCACGACGACGGGGGCCAUUUCGCGGCUGUUUCGGACCAGUCUGAUGACAGAAAGGACAGUGAUGAUGAGAAGUCCGACAAAAGCAAGCCGUGGUGGAAAAAGAAGCUGUCGGCCAUCCAGAAAGGCCCCAUCAGCUUCAAGAAGAGAGACAGGCAAGAGCGGGAGCGGGAGGACGGGAUCAUGGAGAACAGGUUUCAGGCCAUUCCAGACGAGGCAAUGCAGGCCCUGCCAGUGGUGGGCCCGCAGACAUUCGCCGCUGAUGACAUCCUGGACAAGUACCGCAGCGCAAUCAAGCGGGCGAGUCCCAGCGAGGAGCAGCACAACGAGGCAGCGGCGGAUGGGGACAUUUUCCAAGAGUCUCCCCGUGACGAGGGUGCGCUUAGCCUCUCGGCCGACGACCUCCCAGACUCGGCGAGCCAGACGGCCCUCCCUCGGCACUCCUCCUUCACCUUCAGAGAUGCCAAGAAGAAGUUACGUCUGGCGCUGUGCUCGGCCGACAUCAUGGCCUUUCCGUUGCUGUCGGCGCCCGCUGUGCGCAACGGCCCCUUCCCGGCCGCCGAGCACUUGGACCCCGAAGACAACGAGAUCGUGUGCUUCCUGAAGGUGCAGCUCGCCGAGGCCAUCCACCUGCAGGACAAGAGCCAGAUAGCGCAGCUGCAGGAGACGCUGCGCUGCGUCGCGCGCUUCGACAACCGCACCUGCCGCAAGCUGCUCGUCGCCAUCGACGACGACUACAGGCGGCGGGCGCCGUACAUCGCGUACCUGACGCGCUGCCGCCAGGGCCUGCAGGCGACGCAGGCGCACCUGGAGCGCACGCUGCAGCGCGUGCAGCGCGACAAGGACAUCUCCACGCGCUACUUCACCGCCGUGUGCGUGCGCCUGUUCCUGGGGCGGCGCGAAGACCGCGUGCUCGCCUUCAUCGAUGAGUUCAAGGGUCUGACGGCAUCGGACGAGAAGACGGCGGUGGUGUCGGACUUCCUGGAGUCCCUGUACGGCGCCAUGGCGCAGGACGUGAUCUGGCAGCACGCGAGCGAGGAGCAGCUGCAGGAUGCGCAGGUGGCCAUCGAGCGCAGCAUCAUGAGCCGCAUCUUCCGCCUCGCCUUCUACCCCAACCAGGACGGCGACAUCAUGCGCGACCAGCUCUUCCAUGAACACAUCCAGAGGCUGUGCCGUGUUGUGUCGGCCAACCACAGGGCACUGCUCAUCCCGGAGGUUUAUUUAAAGGAGGCUCCCUGGCCAUCUGCUCAAGCUGAAGUCCGCACCAUCAGUGCCUACAAGACCCCCAGAGACAAGGUGCAGUGCAUCUUGCGCACGUGCUCGACCAUCAUGAACCUGCUGAGUCUCGCGAACGAAGACUCGGUGCCGGGAGCAGACGACUUCGUCCCGGUGUUGGUCUACGUCGUCAUCAAGGCCAAUCCACCGUGCAUGCUGUCCACGGUGCAGUACAUCAACAACUUCUACGAGAAGCGACUGAGCGGGGAGGAGCAGUACUGGUGGAUGCAGUUCACCGCCGCCAUCGAGUUCAUCAAGACCAUAGACGACCGCAAGUGAAGUCCAUCCGUGGUGGAAAUCGACGAUCCGUUAAAACGCAUGUGUCGUUUCUAGAGCCGAGAAAAAAAAGCCUAAAUAGUUUACGCAGAUGUCGAGUCGAGGAGAGGCGUGUAAAAAAAAAAAUUGCUUUUGUACAUAGCUGGUUUUUGUCUGCAGCAUCACUCUUCUCGAGUCCCGCCCCAACUUUUUCAAUCUCAAUGGGACUCAAGUAUGUAGAACUUGUACAUAUAUACGAAGCGUAACGUCCUUCGGAAGUACUUGAUUUGUCGGGCGCCCGUCAUCUUUGGGGGGGUGGGGGUCGGAUGCGCAGCGGUUUGUUUGCAGGCAUUGAAUCCCCGGCCACGUCACAGACUUUUAUUUUUAACUUGUACAUAGGACACAUUAAAAAUCAGGAGUCGUUAGAUAUUUACAUGUGACUCUUAUGUGUGCGUUCAAUCAUCUGCUUCCUUCAAUCUUGAGUUUAGUUUUCGAAUUUCCAGAACCUUUUCCGACCGACUUCAAUUUGAAGUUUUGAUUGUCGGAUUUUGAAAUGUUCCAUCGGACUGUUGCAGGAGUCUAAUUCUUACACUCCGCCACACAUGUUUACUUGCAGCCAAUACCAACUCGUCAUUUUGGUAAUGAGCCUUUUACACAAAAAACCUCCACUUACCGACAAGAAAAGCCAUUUCUAAGCCAUUUCCUUUUUCACGAUACAAACUGCGGGGAAUUGUACCCACAAUAUCAUCGUGGUGUGUAAGCUGAGUUUUCGUCAAUGUCCCAUGGAGCUUGUGCAUGGCAUCAGGUGAGCAAAAUAUAACAUACAUCACUCGGUACAGAUGCGUCUACCGUUGGCACCGGUUUCGUUUUCGAACGUAACAGCAGCGCCGCGAUACUUGUGCGUUGUUGAAAUGGCGAAGGUCGCAUGGUGAAUCCGGUGCAGAUCUCGCUGUGUUUCACCACCGUGCGGCGUAGCCGAGUUGGCGUUGGGCCGCCAUGGUGUGCGAGGAAUGAAAUGGGGGACCCCUCCGUCCACUUUCCCCACUCUGAACCCCGGCGCAAAGUAGCCACCUCCGCCCCGCUAUCGAGGGCGUGGUCUCGCACGCCCGCAACCCGCGACAGCGACGCCGCUGUUUCACUGCCCGCUGCGUUUGGACCCCUCGUGUUCGUCCGCCCUCCGCAGGCUUCACGGCCGCCCUUCUCUACCUCUGCCCUUGCCUCUGGCCCACUUCCGGUGCUCUACUGGGUUGUCGAUUUUGUCCGAGCGUCGUACCAGCUGCAGGCAGCGUGACGCCUAAGGGAGUUUUGGCAGCGGAGGUGCAGAAUAAAGUUUACGUGUGUGCGCAUGCCCGUCGUUUACCAAUACGUGUGCGGAGUAUCGGAAGCGCUGGCUCAAAACUUCUCUUUCCCCACCCCCCCUUCCCCCUCGUGCAUGUUUGUGGUGAAGUCCUGUGUGCGGUCGUCCUGUGUGCGGUCGUGCAAGGAGUGCUCCCUGGGAUCAGACGGGUGCUUUUGAGAAACACUUGCAAAGAGAACGGCCUGGAGCUGUGCCACUAAACAUGUGCCGUAUUAAUUUCCCUUCAGCGUGGGUGUUAAAACCACCAACCCAGAUUCCUUAGGAGGUCACCUUGUGUACCGACUAGUCCUGUUCGAAUGACUGUGCGUCGCCGAUGCCUGAUUUAGGCCAACGUGUUUUUUUGUGGGCUUCAUUUUUUUAUCGAUGAAAUUUGCUACUCGCGACCGCUGUCCUUAAAACGGUCCAGGGUUUUGAAGUCUUGACAACACCAGGGGUGAAGAAUGCUACACCUAAACGUCAAGCUGUGCGACGAUUGCUUUUCAAAUUUGGUGUCCAAGAUCGGCUUCUCAAAGUUGCUUCCACCAUUCCACCCGUGCCCACUAAUGUACAAUGAACGGAAGCCCCACUCUGCACCGCGUGUUUUGGUCUAUAAGGCCACGAGGAUAGCGAUAAGUGUUGUGAAGUAUUCUCAAGAUAGUGGGUGCUUAUUGUAGCUGUUGCCUUAACCCCCCUCGUAGCCUGUGUGGGACGUCGCCACAACGGCGCUGGAUUUAUAGACACCUUUGGAAAGGAAGGAGGAAGGCCCCCUUUAAUAGAGCGUGUGCAGCAGAGCGAGAUGGGACGCAGUGUGCAGAGCCACGUUUUUACCUGCACAACAAUCGUCAUAACAACUCGUCUAUUGAAAUAGUAUUUAGCCAAAACAAACCAAGCAUAUUUACCUGAAUAAGUAGGCGCCAAAUGUUUUGCCUGCUUACGCCACAGUAGUUAAAUGUAAUCGCCGUGCACAAUUAUAAUUGGAGCUUGGUGGAGAAUCAAAUCAAAGUGUUGGAAUUGGCGCAAUUUGGGUUUUAACGGUCACUUCGGCAUGCGCUCUGAGCAGACGUUUCCAGCCUCUCCAGCCAUGGCCACUGAAAAUGGGCCGAGCGAAGGAGGCGCAUUCAGCCGACUCUGCUUGAGGCCCCCGAUCACUUUGGAGUGUCGUUUGUGGGCUUUAGUUUAAGCUUAAACGGUGUGUGCGCGUGUGUCUACGCUGUACGUUUUUUGUGCGUACGUAUGAGUGUAUGUACAUGCAUGCGUACAGCUUUGUGUGUGUGUAUGUAUGUAUACACACACGGGCGGUAUACUGAAUGUAUACACAUGUGUUUCUUCUAAGGUGUAAAUUUGACAUGUGCUUGUCCCCCAGAGUAAGUUGAGGGCUUUGAGAGUGCCCAGUGGACUUGGGUAAGAUGGGUUUUCACUUGAUCACAGGAGGUGAUGUGUGUGUGUGUAUAUAUAUGUGGUGCUUGGGGAUUCUCGGGCUACUGUGAGCAUUAGUUAAAAUACGGGCAAGCCCCGCUCGGCGUUGGCUGGUUUAAGUCGAUUCUACUUGAACCGUAGGUGCCUCUGCUGCAUCCUUUUGAGUUUGCUCCGUCGCUGCCUUAUGCACGUGGCCACGCGUGAACCCAGCUUAAGAGAGCAAUGUUUAGUUGUCGACAGUGUUGCUUGCCAAAUCUUAGCCAGUGUACCGCUCCCUUAUGGGUUUGCACUGGCACGGAAUCACCUUUUCCAGAUCCAUAAGGGCGUGUGUAAUGCUUACUGGAGUAAGCCAAAAUUAAGAUUGUUGAAAUUGAGAAAUGCAUUAACACAACGACGAAGGGAUGCAAUGCAGGAAAUAUGCAUUUGUAUGAAUUUCCAGGUGAUCGCUGGUAAAUCCAUGAUCUGUAUUUGUUGGUUUGAGGAAAAUCAGACCUGUAACUCAUUAUACCUACAGUUUUGUCGCCGUGAUGACGGAUGACAAAAGCUUCUGCGAAGAUAAUUAAUAAAGCAUAUAUUGGACGCGAACGUGUAUGACAGGCCGCAAGAUUCAUUCGACACAUCCAAACACCAACCAAAUCGCGUAAACAAAAAUAAACGCGUCAAUCCCAAUGCCGAAGAACUGCGGGAUCAAGGUAGGAGAGACGUGCGAGUGUGGGCAUUAGGAAAUGCUCCGGGUUUGGCGCUCCCCCCCCCCCCCGUGUGUCGUGUGCGCGUGUGACCAAGUCCCGGCCUCUAUUGCACAGUAAGGCCACGUGGAGUUGUUUGUGCUUUGCUGCCGAGGUAGAACGCGCACUGUGUCGAGGAGGUUUCGCGUCCACCCGUGCGGCGGUUAGUCGGCGUGGGUGGCGAGGGGCGAGAGUUUGAUGUGCACUUGAAUGGGACGCGGUUACGCACAGUCGAUGUAAGUCGUUUCAGAUUCGUUGAAAACGGUGAAUUCCUGUUUUAUGUUAGCGCCUGUAAUUAAUCACACGUCAAAGUAUACAACAUGGAAUCGCAUAUAUAACA